GGGGGGGAGAGUGAAGCAAAGCAAAGCAAAGCUAGGAGCAACAAGGAGAGAGUCGGGGAGGGAUUAUCAGUGAACUAUGCUUAUCUACAUGUGAUAUGGUAGCAAACGUGUCCACAUAGUUGUUCUUUACUCCGCGGAGCUCAGCGGUCUGUCAGCCUCGGUCGGCACACACACACACACACACACACACACACACACACACACACGAAGGCCCUGAGCCAGUGUUAAGUUUAUGUUAGCAGUCUGACGUUAGCUCCCGCUGCUAAACAACUUGUCAGCAGCCGAUCGAUCGAUCGAUCCUGGACGGGACCUGCUUUUCUCUAGUAACCUGUUUGUUUCCAAUGCCCGGCUGGUAACUUAUCGUAGAGUAAAAAGACCUCCUGAACCAGCAGCACUAUUGUGGAGAGUGGAGCUAUGAUGGCAACGUGACAGGAGGGGAGCCGCUGAGUCAGCUUCAACAGGAACCAUGGAAGGGUUUCAACAAACUGCUACAGAGCAGCACGACAGGGUGAAUGGCUACUGCGAGCCCAAAUCUCCCCAGGACGUGGCUGAUGUCAGGUGGACGCCGCCAGAGGGAGAGUCUGGAGGCUCAGACAGCUGUGGGGGGACGAGUGUGUCGGAGCUGACGGACCUGCAAGAGUUGAAGGCCAGGGAAAGCGAAGAUGAGGAGGACAAGGAGGACAAGGAGAGGGAUGUAGUUCCUGCUUCUAAAGGCCUGAAAGGGGACCAGAAGAAAAAAGAGAAGGAGAGUUUGGAUCAGGAGGAGAACAGCAAGAAAAACAGCAGUGCAGCAACCAGCUACACAGACCUGUCACAUACCUCGUCGCCCUCGCUGUCAGAACAGCUGCGUCUAGGGCGAGAAGACAGCACAGGGUCUGGGAUCAGCGUGGAGUGUAAGGUCUGUGGGGACAAGGCCUCUGGCUUCCACUAUGGCGUCCACGCCUGCGAGGGUUGCAAGGGCUUUUUCCGGCGAACCGUGCGGAUGAAACUGGAAUAUGAUCGCUGUGAGCGUUCCUGCAAGAUUCAGAAGAAGAAUCGUAACAAGUGCCAAUAUUGUCGCUUCCAGAAGUGCCUGUCUUUGGGAAUGUCCCAUGAUGCGAUCCGAUAUGGACGUAUGCCUGAGGCGGAGAGGAAAAAGCUGGUGGCAGGUCUGCUUGCAGAGGAGCAAAACCACGGCAAACCAGGUGGCUCAGACCUGAAGACCUUGGCCAAACAAGUCAACACAGCCUACCUGAAGAACCUCAGUAUGACCAAGAAGAGGGCUCGCAGCAUCCUGAUGGGCAAAACCAGCAGCACCUCGCCGUUUGUGAUCUACGAUGUGGACACGCUGUGGAAGGCAGAAAGUGGUUUGGUAUGGAGCCAGUUAGUUCCAGGUGCGCCCCUGACCAAGGAGAUUGGGGUCCAUGUGUUCUACCGCUGCCAAUGCACCACGGUGGAGACUGUGCGGGAGCUCACCGAGUUUGCCAAGUGCAUUCCAGGGUUUGUGGACCUCUUCCUUAAUGACCAGGUGACUUUGCUGAAAUAUGGUGUGCACGAGGCUAUUUUUGCCAUGCUGCCCUCUCUCAUGAACAAAGAUGGGCUGUUGGUGGCCAAUGGUAAAGGCUUCGUGACCAGGGAGUUCCUGCGCAGCUUAAGAAAGCCCUUCAGUGAGAUCAUGGAGCCCAAGUUUGAGUUUGCCGUCAAGUUUAAUGCUCUGGAGUUGGAUGACAGCGACCUGGCCCUGUUUGUUGCUGCCAUUAUUCUCUGUGGAGAUCGCCCCGGGCUAAUUAAUGUUAAGCAGGUGGAGCAGAGUCAGGACAGCAUCCUCCAGGCCCUGGACCUCCAUCUACAAGCAAACCACUCUGACUCAGUCUACCUCUUCCCCAAGCUGCUGCAGAAGAUGGCCGACCUCCGUCAGCUGGUUACAGAGAACGUUCACCUUGUCCAAAAGAUCAAAAAGACUGAGUCGGAGACCUCGCUCCACCCUCUACUACAGGAGAUCUACAAAGACAUGUAUUAGUAUUCUCCAGCACAGACUGCUUUUAGCAAUACUGUUACAGACUGAAUUCACAUUUAUAAUAAUACACUGCAUUCAGUACAAGCACUGUUCCACGUACGGGCAUGGAUUUUAACGUGCAGAUGAGGCAGAGUCACGUGGUAGGGCUAACACAAUCAGCAAAGUCUUCUCAAUGUCAGCAUUACCCUCAGCACAGUAAUGUAUGUGUGCGUGGGUGUGUGUGUGUGUGUGUGUGUGUGUGUGUGUGUGUGCGCGCGCGUGAGUGAGUGAGUGUGAGAUGAGCAUCUGGAAUCAUUUGCUGCAAGUCUUAGUUUCCCACAACGGUUACUUAACAGAGAGAAUGAUAUGUUUUUCUCACUGAGGCUGCUCCUAUUACAUUCUAAAAGCAAAACUGACCCCAGAGCAGCGUCCAGAGAGAGCUUCUCCUCACGUGUGAAGGGAAAGUGAUUCAUGUUCUUACACCAAUGGCAUAGUUGGAAUAGAAAGGAGCCGUCAGUUUGUACUGUGCAGGAAUUUCUUAUGAUGCCAAUGUCUUUUUGGUAGAGUGAUUGUUCUCAGACUUUUGGUAAAGUUGAACAUGCAAACGUUGGUUUUUUGUUUACAUCAUCAUCAUCAUCAUCAUCAUCAUCAUCAUCAUCAUCAUCAUCAUCAGUGACUGCUACUGUGCCAUUUGGUUUAUAGAACACAAACUGGGCUGGCUCCAGCAGUGUAGAGCUCUCUCUCUCUCUCUCUCCCUCAAAGCAGCUGUCUGUGCAAUACCGUUUCGAUUUGUCAAUAAAUGUGGAGAUCCAAGUUAUAUAGGUUUUGUCUUAAAGCCAUCUACCUAAGUGGUAACUAAUGGACUAUGCUGCACAGAUUUUGUUUCUGAAGCUGACACUAUAAACACAUGACCCAUUGAAGUACAAGGGACCGCAUGUUUGUUUUGUUUUUUUUUUUCUUUAUUCUGACAUGCAAAUUAUCAUUGACUUGCCAUUUUAAGGUUUUUUUUAGUUUAUUCUUUGUAAUUGUUACUAAUUAUUUGUAAUUGUUGAUCAUAUUUCUAAGGGCAAAACAUGAAUUAUCAUCUUGUUUUAUGUAUUGAGUAUAUCUGUUUUUUUGUUUUUGUAUUACAUGUCUGCCUAUUUAGUUUAGGUUCUACCAAAUAUAUUGUCAAGCAUACCAACAAACUUUCCCUUGAUGAGGAAUUUGGAUUUCACGCCUUAGCGGGAUUUACCUAAAAACCAGCAUACUGUACCAUGAUGUCAUUAUUGGGAAUAUUGAUGAUGAUUAGAAAUUAACAUCCAGCAUCUGGUAUCACAAGUCAUCUCUGUAUUCACCCAAGAUAUAGCCACAGUCCUAGAUUACUAGCCUUUUUUUGUGUGUAAAGUCUGAUUUGUUAGUAGAGGCACAAAGUGUAACAGCGGAUUCAUCUGUUUCCAACUGUCCCCCCCCCAUAUAUUCUGUAAGAUCUCUAUUUUUUCCCCCACUGUACUUGUUCUGAAUGGACUACAGUAUGUCAGCACUGGUGCACAGAGUCCACCUUCACAAGUCUCCUCUUGUGCUCUUAUUCUGUCUUGAUCCCUAUCUACCUCUAAUGUAUGAUCUGUGACAUUAUUCCACUGUCUCAUCUAAUCACUUACAUUUUAUUUGCCUUAAUCUCCUGCUAUUUGGGUACACGUUGCAAAUUUUAUAUUAUCGGCUGAUGUGCAGUGUGCCAAGAAUAGCAAAGGGUGUGGAUGGAUAAAAAAAUAAGAAAGUGCACCAAAAAAUAAGAAAAAGUUGAUGUAAGCUACCUCUAUGCCUGUGUAAGUGAUGGAUUGACAUAUUUGACUUGAAAUAACUUGGUCCUUAUAGUCCCAUGUAACCCUAUCUUCAGAUCUAGUUUAGUUACAUCUCACUUAUAAACUUUAUUAGAAAUAUUAACACCGAUUUUUCUUUUUUCUUUUUUAAAUUAUGAGGCAGAUUACAUGUCUAAUACACAUGCCUGCUAUUAGCCCCUUGUUAAAGUACCAUAAUUAAACUAACUUUGGGAGAGUUCAGACACAUGGAUGGAUAAAUGGGAACAUUGGAAUACGUUACGUACAGACGUCAACGUGACGUUUCUAUUGGUCCGUUGCUAAGUUAAUUGGCGAACGGAACCGGCUGUCAACUAUUUAGUUAGUAAGAUGGAGGGUGUUUGGCGGCAUGCUCAAAACACACGGAGGAUGGACUCGGCCCGUAGUGGAAGUAUCUGUAGGUAAGCGGCAAUUGGUUGUGUAUAAAGUUUAUAAAGCGGGGGAAAGUCGUGUGGAAGUAGAAACUUGGCUCUGAUACUGUGAAACGUUAUUAAGUCACCCGUUGUGCUACGUUCAAAUGCUGCCGUUAAGUCGAGGAAAAAAGAAAAAGUGCUUUUUGGAUGAUUUUAAUAAACAAAAGAGGUUAAUUGUUUUAAAUAAAAUGAUACAACGUU
Molecule: messenger RNA, 4424 nt
Organism: Dicentrarchus labrax (European seabass)
Lineage: Eukaryota; Metazoa; Chordata; Actinopteri; Moronidae
Gene: ppardb
Product: peroxisome proliferator-activated receptor delta b
Exons: 8
Coding region: 467-1999 (510 amino acids)
Biological process (GO): negative regulation of transcription by RNA polymerase II; negative regulation of inflammatory response; positive regulation of transcription by RNA polymerase II
Cellular component (GO): nucleus
Molecular function (GO): nuclear receptor activity; RNA polymerase II cis-regulatory region sequence-specific DNA binding; zinc ion binding
Source: RefSeq, a predicted model, not a curated record